Closterium sp. Naga37s-1 is the source of this 943-nucleotide messenger RNA. The record is from the annotation of a GenBank genome assembly. Lineage: Eukaryota; Viridiplantae; Streptophyta; Zygnematophyceae; Desmidiales; Closteriaceae.
CGAUCUCUCCGACUCGGGACUUGAGGGUCCCAUUCCGGCUGCCCUCGCCACCAUGCGACUCACGUACCUCGACCUGAGUCUGAACCGGCUGACGGGAACCAUUCCGGCCUUCAUUGGCAUGAUGAAGAGCCUCGUGUACCUCAACCUGGCAGCGACGGGCGAGGAGGGGCUUAACGGGCUGCUGCCGCGCAGCAUUGGCAACCUCGUCAACCUCAGGGAGCUGUACCUGCACAAGAACCGGCUCACUGGGCGAGUCAACUCCAUCGGCAAACUCACCAAGCUGCAGCGCCUGCUGUUGGGAGACAACUACUUCCGCCAGGUCUUCCCCACCAACUUCAAGGCCCUCCGCAACCUCGACUACCUGAGCAUGCGCUACAACUCCUUCUCCGGGGACAUGCCUGCCUUCAUCGCCAACCUCACCAAGCUCAGCUUCCUCUCCCUGAACGACAACCUGCUCUCCGGAAACGUCCCUGCCACCUACAAGAACCUCAAGAACCUGCAGACGCUGAACCUGCAGAACAACCGCUUGAGCGGCUACCUGCCUGACUUUACUUCUCAGAGCAAGCUCAAGUCCAUUGAUGUGAGUGGCAACUACAUCACAGGCCCACUGCCCAGGUUUGCCGCCACGCCAGAAUCCGCCAAUUUCAACAGCAACUACUUUUUCGGUUCUUCCGUUCCUGUCACCACCGGCGGCAAGACUGUGUGCUCUGCAGACAUUGGCAACAACUGCCUCACCAUCCCCUCCACCUAUAGCUGUGGCGCCAAGCCCAAGCAGAGGGUCGCCAAGUCGUGCCAGCAAUUCUGCAAGACUUCUGGGAACUCCCAGUGCGGUGGAAAGGGGUAUUGCACGGUGGAAGUGAGGCACAACAAGGUUUCGCCCAUCUGCAUGUGUAGCGCGGGGUACAAGCAGUCUCCGGACAGGCAAACUUGUGUCAAGGCGUAA